This is a messenger RNA of Papaver somniferum (opium poppy), 1359 nucleotides long. RefSeq lists its product as uncharacterized. The transcript is spliced from 2 exons. The coding region runs from base 1 to 1359 and encodes 452 amino acids. The record is from RefSeq and is a predicted model, not a curated record. NCBI's taxonomy places the organism in Eukaryota, Viridiplantae, Streptophyta, Magnoliopsida, Ranunculales, Papaveraceae.
AUGGUUAGUGAUGAUGAAGCUCCACCAACCAAAACCCUUAGAGAUAGGAUGAACCCAUCUAGAGUGGUACGUGACCCAAGAGUUGUUUUACCGGCCACUAACGUUAAGUUUGAUAUUAAACCCGGGACAUUUAGCAUGCUUCGAAAAUUUAGGGGAAUAGAGAAUGAAAACCCAUAUACCCAUAUAAGAGACUUCGAGAUGAUUUGUGACACAAUGAAUUAUCUGAACGUCACCAAAGAUGUGCUUAGGUUGCAUUUGUUCUCUUUUUCCCUAGAAGAGAGAGCCAAUAAGUGGUACCAUUUGAUUCCCUCGAAAACAAUCACCACCUGGGAUGGCCUUGUAGAGGCCUUUGUUAAGAAGUUAUACCCACACCACAAGACUGUUGUUGUUAGGCAGUCUAUCCAAACCUUUAAGCAGAAAAUAGGUGAGAGCCUACAUGAUUACAUAGAAAUGUUUAAUGAAUUUUUAUACCAAUGCCCACACCAUGGCUUUGGUGAAGGCCACAUGGCCCAAAUUUUAUAUGAGGGCCUAGAUAGUGAAACCAGAAUGCAGGUAGAAACAAUUAGUGGUGGAGAAUUUACCCAUCAAGGCCCAGAUGUGUGUUUUGACGAAUUUAUCGAGCUAGCUGAAAAGACUCGUCUAUUGGAUUCAAUGAGGGAGCCCGAAAUAACUAGGAACCUUAUCCAUAGGGUCAAUAGAGUUGAUAAUGGGUCUGAUAUCCUUAGGCGUCUAAAGGCCUUAGAGAUGAACCAAGGGUCCAACCAGACUAUGAGCUGUAACAGUGAGCCCAGAACCUAUCCAUGUACCAUUUGUGGUGAUCAAAGUCAUAUUGGACCUCACUGCCCUUUGUUUUACCCUAAUGAAACUACCCGUGACCAGGUUAGUGUCCUACAUGGUGGUAUGAACUCUAAAUAUGAGGGUCGAUCCAAGUUUGACCCAUACUCUAAUACCUAUAACCCUGGUUGGAGACAUAACCCGAAUUUCUCGUGGUCUAAAGGUAACCAUCAAGGUGGCCCAUCUAGCAACCCACCACCAGUUAUCACCCUUAGGAGUGGUAAAACUCUUGAGAACUCGGUAGAACCACCUAAGGAUAGUAGUCCAACUGAAAAAGAGACUGAGGUUGACCAAACUUCGUCUAAAGACCCUAAUGGGCCUGAGAAUGCUAAAAUUCCAAGUGAGGAAGCUACCCCUGAGAGAGUGUACAUACCACCUGCACCAUUUCCUCAGAGACUCGCUAAGAAAAAGCCUAGUAUAUAUGCUGAAAUCCUAGACAUCUUUAAGCAAGUUAAGAUCAACCUGCCCUUGUUAUAUGCAAUUAAACAUGUACCGUCUAUGGCCAAGUUCCUAAAAGAGAUGUGA